AUGGCUCGCUGCCCAAGCGCCGCCUGGAACUGGAGGUCUCAGGGCCUGGCCUUCAGAGCUGCCCAGCUCCUCCGCCUCAGUGCCCUGCUCUCUGAACUGAUGAGCCAGACCGGAGUGGCCGCGUGGACCUAUCACAUCGGCACCAAGGCCUACCCCUGGGACGCCUCCCGGAGAUUCUGCCAGAAGUACUUCACCGACCUGGUGGCCAUCCAGAACAGAGAGGAGAUCGCGUACCUCAACGACGCCAUCCCGUACUACAGACACUACUACUGGAUCGGGAUCCGGAAGAUCAAUGGCAAAUGGACCUGGGUGGGGACCAACAAGACGCUCACCCCGGAGGCGGAGAACUGGGCCGAGCACGAGCCCAACAACAAGAAGAACAACCAGGACUGCGUGGAGAUCUACAUCAAGAGCCCGUCGGAGCCCGGCAAGUGGAAUGACGAGCCGUGCCUGCGGAGGAAGCUGCCGCUGUGCUACACAGCCUCCUGCCAGGACACGUCCUGCAGCCAGCAGGGGGAGUGCGUGGAGACCAUCGGGAACUACACCUGCUCCUGCCACCUCGGGUUCUACGGACCAGAAUGUGAAUACGUGAGGGCAUGCGGGGGCCUGGAGCUCCCUCCGCGUGUGCUCAUGGACUGCAGCCACCCUCUGGGCAGCUUCUCCUUCAGCUCCCGGUGCAGCUUCCACUGCGCCGAAGGCUACGCGCUGGACGGGCCCCGCGAGCUGGCGUGCUUGGCCUCGGGAACCUGGACGGAUCAGCCCCCGCGGUGUGUAGCCAUCGCGUGCGAGCCCCCGGAGCGCCCGGCCCACGGGAGCGUGGACUGCCCCCCGUCCUCCGGGGCACUGCCCUACAACGCCACCUGCCGCUUCCGCUGUGCCGAGGGCUUCGAGCUGCAGGGAGCGGACACCGUCUGGUGUGCCGACGCGGGGCGGUGGACGGCGCCGGCCCCGCUCUGUCAAGCACUGCGGUGCCAGGAUCUUCCGGCUCCAAACCAGGCCCGGGUGGAGUGCGUCCACCCCUUUGGCACCUCGGGGUUCCAGUCCACCUGCAGCUUCGCCUGUGCUGAAGGCUUCCUCCUGGUCGGGGCACAUGAGCUCCGGUGCCUGGCCACCGGGACCUGGAGCGCCGCGCCCCCCGAGUGCCGAGCCGUCACCUGCCCGCCUCUGCAGAGCCCGCAGAAUGGAACGGUGAGCUGUGCCCGCCCCCCGGGAGACGCCAGCCACCAGUCCACGUGCCAGUUCACCUGCGACGAGGGCUUCUCCUUGUCGGGACCGGAAAGGCUGGACUGCACCCCGUCUGGGCGCUGGACCGGCUCCCCGCCCACCUGCAGAGCCACCAGGUGUCCAGAACUGGUCGCCCCUGAGCGGGGGAGCCUGGCCUGCUCGGACCCUCAAGGAGAAUUCAGUGUCGGCUCCACCUGCCAGUUCUCCUGCCAGGAGGGCUCUGAGCUGCAGGGGCCCGGCAGGGUGCAGUGCACGGCGUCCGGGAGGUGGACGGCCCCUCCGCCAACCUGCCAAGGUGCAGCGCCGGCGCCCCCCGCAGCGGCACGCUGCCCCGCCCUCGUCGCCCCGGGGCAGGGAGCCAUGUCCUGCUCACACCCCCUGGCGGCCUUCGGGUUGAACAGCACCUGUCACUUUGAAUGCCACGCGGGGUUCGAGCUCCGGGGAGAGGCCGCUCUGCGGUGCGCACAGUCCGGACGGUGGACAGCGGCGCCCCCGGCUUGCAGAGCCGUGCAGUGCUCCGAGCUGCACCCGGACCCACCGCUGCUGAUGAACUGCUCCGGCCCCUGGGGCCACUUCAGCUACGGCACCACCUGCACCUUCGGCUGUCCGGAGGGCCAGGCGCUCAACGGCUCGGAGACAGCGGCCUGCGGCCCCGACGGCCAGUGGUCAGUGGCCACGCCCAGCUGCGAGGCGGGGCCGCUGACCGUGCCGGAGGCGCUGACAUACCUGGGCGGAGCCGUGGCCUCCACCACAGGCUUGGUGAUGGGCGGCACGCUCCUGGCUCUGCUCCGGAGGCGCUGCAGGCGAAAAGAUGAUGGGAAAGACCUUUUGAAUCCUCACAGCCACCUGGGGACAUACGGAGUUUUUACAAAUGCUGCAUUUGACCCGAGCCCUUGA
This is a messenger RNA of Pipistrellus nathusii (Nathusius's pipistrelle), 2121 nucleotides long. The record is from the annotation of a GenBank genome assembly. NCBI's taxonomy places the organism in Eukaryota, Metazoa, Chordata, Mammalia, Chiroptera, Vespertilionidae.